Diaporthe batatas is the source of this 1057-nucleotide messenger RNA. RefSeq lists its product as uncharacterized. The record is from RefSeq and is a predicted model, not a curated record. Lineage: Eukaryota; Fungi; Ascomycota; Sordariomycetes; Diaporthales; Diaporthaceae. The transcript is spliced from 2 exons. The coding region runs from base 385 to 837 and encodes 150 amino acids.
CUCAUACUGAGGCUCUUCGCAGGUUUGCCUGCAGUUAUCUUGCCUACUAGGAUGUGCUCGGCCGCUACAGUACUCAUACCAAGGUCAUACCACGGUCAGGCCGAGUCGAGCCGCCCUAGCUUCGAGAGUCUCUGCAUCAUGGACCCUGAAAGCGGCAACACACCCCUGGUGAUGUAAUCAUCAGCUGGAAUGCGACCACGCAGCCCAGACCAAGGCGCAAUAUGGAAGACUUGCACUUGUAUGUCCUAGCUGCUGCCGGACGGUAGGAAGCCCGAGAGCCUCACGUGUGCUCUUCCUCUCCUUCAAUGCCUUCACCAAAUGGUCUUCACUCCACUGGAUAUUCUUGCAUAGUAAACACCAAUCAUAGACCCAUUAUCAACAAACAUGUCAUCCACGAGGUUUCUCAUAUCCCGGCCUCUGGCCACAGCCGCAGUGAGACCCAGGCGUCUGCCCAUCCGGCUAGCAGCACCGUCCGCAGCAUCCCAGCGAGCCAACUACUCCCCGAUACCACCACUUGACAAGAAGAACGACGACCUGGGCGGGCCAUACGGACAGGAGCCUCCAGAUGUUGAACACCGGCAGAAGCAGAACCGCGGGUUCGCCUUCCGCACGGCGGUGACCCUCGGCCUCGGCCUCGGCGUCGUCGUGCUCUUCUCCAUGUUCGCGAGCCCAAGACAGAUCGCCCAGCACCAGAUCGAGAACGACAAGGUCAUCGGUGGGGGCCCUUCCUCCAACACGGGCAAGGCCCUGGCCGACCUCAAGCGCCGCGACGGCGUCAAGACCUCCCACCAGCUUCACCAGGAGCAGUCGGGCUCGAGCAUCCUGGGGACCAAGUGAAGGUUGGGGGGGUUCUGCCGGUCUGGGCUCUGGGGUCGGACCGAUCUGGCACGGGAAUUGUCGUGCUUGUCAGCCACUUCCAGGGCGUGGAGCGGGUCUAGGGCGAACUGACAAGGCGAGGUGCUGGCUCAAGCUGGUGGCCGUGGAAUAAGUGCAUGUAUUGAAGAUGGUCUAGAAAUAAAUUGGCGUGAUAGAUAAAACGGAUUGGUGUCUGAAGGCG